This is a messenger RNA of Parasteatoda tepidariorum (common house spider), 2133 nucleotides long. RefSeq names its product leucine-rich repeat-containing protein 40. Lineage: Eukaryota; Metazoa; Arthropoda; Arachnida; Araneae; Theridiidae. Gene Ontology annotation, molecular function: protein binding. Gene Ontology annotation, cellular component: cytoplasm. The record is from RefSeq and is a predicted model, not a curated record.
UGUCAACAAACAAAAAUUUUAAAAUGUCAGCUGAUGCGGUUUGAAGUAUAAUUUACAAAUAAAGAUUGAAUGUCACUUGCGUCAAUUAUUUAUGUAAUAAUAAAAUGUAUAUCACUUAAAUGAAGUAACAAUUACGCAUCAAUUAACCAUGUCAUCCAAACUGAAAGAAAUUAAAGCAAGAGGUUUAGCUGAGAAAAAGAGACAGGCUGGAGCUGUUGUUAAGGAUAAUGUUGAAACUUGUUUCUUUCGACAAUUGAAAGAAUCAUCAUUGCACCCAAGAAUCAUCAAACAAGCUCGCCAAAGUGGAGUUUUAAAUCUUUCUAAUCGGGGAAUAGCAGAAAUGCCUGAUAUAGUCUGGAAUGUAACCAAUCUUACUGCUGAGGAAAACAAAGCUUUGUCAGUAUCUUUAGAAUCUGCAAAUGAUGAUGAUAAGUGGUGGGAAUAUGUGGAUUUGACUAAGCUUGUUUUGGCAUGCAAUACUCUUAAGUUCAUAUCCCCAGAAAUUUCAAACUACCGGCGUCUUAAUACCCUUGAUUUGCAUGAUAACUGUCUGUCAGAUCUACCUAAUAGUGUGGGAGAACUUGUAUGCCUUACUAAGUUAAACAUAAGUCGAAACAACUUCAAUAAUUUGCCAGAAUGUAUAUUUCUUUUGAAAUCUUUACUUAUUUUGCAAGCUCAGCAUAAUAAUUUGUGCACUUUAAAUGAUGAUAUUGGAAAUUUAUCCUUCCUUGAAGAAUUGGAUUUAUCAAAUAAUAAAUUGAAGAAACUUCCUCACUGUAUUGGGUUUUGUUCAAGGAUCACCCACUUUAAUAUUUCGAAUAAUGAAUUGGUUGUUUUGCCUGUUGAGAUUGGAGAUAUGAGUGCUCUAAGGCAUUUUGAUGUAUCAAAAAAUAAAUUGAAGUCCAUACCAAGCUCAGUAGGGAUGCUUAGCCAUUUGGAACAGUUUUACAUUCAACAUAAUAAUAUUGCAGAUAUCGCUCCCCUGUCUUGCUGUUCGUCAAUAAAGGAAGUGCAUGCUGGCUUCAAUAACAUUAUUGAACUAUCCCUGGAAUUCCUAGAAUCUAUUCCUAGUAUAAAAAUCCUUGAUUUUAGAGACAAUAAGCUUUCUCAGUUACCAGAUGUGAUAUGUACUUUACAAAAUAUUGAGAGACUUGAUAUUUCAAAUAACGGUUUGUCUAGCUUGCCAUACACUCUUGGCACAUUACCACAUUUAAAGUUCCUUGCAAUUGAAGGAAACCCUAUGAGAACCAUAAGAAGAGAUAUUAUUCAAAGAGGCACUGUGCAGCUUUUGAGAUGGCUUCGUAGCCGGCUUGAAGAUCCUGAUGCUGUUAAAAGUAUGUCCAAUUUAUCAACUGAAUGUGAUGGAUCAAAAAAUUCGUCUGCCUGUGAUGUUGAUAAAUAUGCUUUAAAGUCUACUAAAGCUUUACCUCUAAGCAAUAAAAAGCUAAACACCAUUCCUAAAGAUGUUAUUGAAACUGCAGCAGCAUCUGAUGUGACAUCAAUAGACUUAAGUAAAAACUGCAUUUCUGAAAUUCCUGAAUACUUUUCAGUCAUAUUACCUAAGGCAGUGGAAGUUAAUUUGGGCUAUAACAAAUUAAAUAGCAUUCCUCCCUUCUUUGGAUGUGGUGAACAUUUACAAUACUUAGAUUUCAGAAAUAAUCAGCUGAGCAGUUUGCCUGCUGAAAUAGCUAACCUUUCGCAUUUGCGAGAAAUGAAUGUAUCAUGUAACAGGUUAACAGCUUUACCAAGUUGUUUAUAUGGUUUGAAACACCUUGAAAUAAUAUUGGCUUCUGAUAAUCAAAUUGAAUUUAUUGAUGUAUCUGGAUUAUCAAGUUGUUCAGCUCUUGCUGUGUUGGAUCUUCAUAAUAAUAGUAUUAAAACAGUACCUCCUGAACUUGGGAAUUUAAAACAACUUAGAUCAUUAUUGCUGGAUGGGAAUCUAUUUCGCAAUCCUAGGCCAGCUAUUCUCUCUAAAGGAACACUUGCUUUAUUGGAAUUUUUGCGAAGUCGUAUUACACAAAAUUAAACUUCUCAGAAAUGCUUGUUAUUGGUUCAACUCUGUAUUAUUCGUGUUUUAAUUAAAAUGUUGAUUUUUUUUACAAUUUGCAAUGAAAUAAAACAACUUUUAUAUAA